GUCACAAAGGUUUUGGUGCUGCGUUAGAUCAGAGGAGUGAAAACCCAGCUAAUUUGAGGUAUUUAAGGUCAAAGAUCGGGAAAUAUUUUUUAAGCCCACGGGCAACAAAGUCCUUAACUAAUGAAGUUGAUUGCUGCGUUAGUUAUAUGCCUAAAAAUCAUCUCUUUGUUUGAAGACUCUGUCGGUUCGACGAUAACUUCCUGGGAACAUCGUAUUCGAGCGGACCUCCUGAGGAAUUAUGACAGAAAAGUCCGCCCAGUGUUAAAGGGAAAAAGAGAAGCUGAGGUGUUGUUUGCGCUUAGAAUCAGUCGACUUGUGAAAGUGGAUAAUAAAGAACAAGUAGUGGUUUUAGACACUUGGGUCAUACAGAGUUGGAGAAAUGAAUUCCUAACGUGGAAUUCAAGCAAGUACGGUGACUUACAACGCGUCCAUUUCUCUCCUGAAGAAAUCUGGGUCCCAGAUACGGCACUUUUUAACAAUGGUGAUGACAAAAUCAACCUUGCUGGAGGGCCAACCAAGUUUGUCACAGACGUCAGUGUGAACAAUAAAGGGAAAUGUGUUUGGAGUGGACCAGCUACUUUUAAGGUCAACUGUGAGAUGAAAGUAGAUGAAUGGCCAUUUGACGAACAAACUUGUGAACUAGCAUUUGGUUCGUUCUCUUACGGAAAAAACCUUCUGAGACUUAAAUUGUUUAAGGAAGAAAGGAGAUUUACAAAUCGCUUUGUGAAAAGUGGAGAUUGGGAAAUAACAAACAUCACAGCUAAAAUAUCCGAGACUGAUCACGGGAACUGUUGUCCAUUUAACUUCAGCGAAGCGGUGUACACUCUGGAAAUGAAACGGAAAUAUCUCUACUACAUGUUCUACUUGUUUACUCCGACUGUUCUUCUGACGAUUCUUGCACUCAGCAGCUUCCUGAUCCAUGUUGAAAGCGGCGAACGCAUCGGUUUUGUCACAACCAUCCUGUUAGCCAUGACUGUGUUUCUCCUUCUAAUUCCGUCUUUCCUUCCGGUUACCUCAGAUGGCAUCCCAAUCUUGGGUAUUAACCUUCAGGUUACCAUGAUCUUAAUUGCAGCAGUCCUUUUCGCCAAUAUUUUUGUCCUGAGGGUUUAUUUCAAGGAGGGAACGCCACCAAACUGGAUGGAGAAACUCUGCAGCUUUAAAAAGGGGUCAAGAGUGAGGCGAAUCCAUUUGCCACAGCCAGAUAGCACUUACCCUCUGGCCUUGAAAUCCUCUAUGACGACUGGUAUCGAGGCGUCUGAAUGCACAAGAACCCCAGCAUUUGCACAACCGCUAGAAGUCCAGGAGUUCACGUGGCGGAGGGUGUCUGCCAGAAUGGAUCUCGUGUUCUUCGUACUUUUCAUUAUUGCUUCGUCUAUCGCCUAUGCCUUGACAUUUAGUGGAUAAUUAUGUCAAUGUUAUAACAUUGCUGUUACAUAAAAGUUUUAAGGAGAAUGUUCUAUAAACCAUGUGAAGUUUUAAAAAUUAAUUAUUAAUUAAUUAUUUAAAAUGUAUACGUAAAAUUACAAAUCUGAAACGUUUAUGAAAACACCAAGGGUAACCUGUCCUUUCGAGUUAUCUUCCGAAUGCCAACGUUCGAAUGGAAUUCAGGGUCGUCGUGCGUGUGCGGCCAGGUUACUUAGUUGCUUCAGACGCCGCCAUUUUGUUAGGAGGCUUUUCGGAAUCUUAAUAAAAGAUAAGUAACAUCUGUUUGUUCGUGGUUCACCUGAAAAUUUUUCAUGAUUGAUUCUCGAACAUGUCGAUGAAUUAAUCUCUCUGCCAAUUAUGUCGUAGUUUCCAUAUUUAUCCCAACAAUUUUUGCUUGUUAUCGUUUUUCCGUUGGAAAAAACUUCAAAGAGCAGAUUGAAGUCUAAAAAGAUAGCUUUCUUAUCGUAUCGUUAUUUUCCCUUAGCACACACAAAAAAAGAUUUACGUGUAAAGAUAGAUGACUUAAGUCUU
This is a messenger RNA of Pocillopora verrucosa, 1956 nucleotides long. Its product is annotated as neuronal acetylcholine receptor subunit alpha-7. Gene Ontology annotation, molecular function: transmembrane signaling receptor activity; transmitter-gated monoatomic ion channel activity involved in regulation of postsynaptic membrane potential; excitatory extracellular ligand-gated monoatomic ion channel activity. Gene Ontology annotation, cellular component: plasma membrane; synapse; neuron projection. The record is from RefSeq and is a predicted model, not a curated record. Gene Ontology annotation, biological process: regulation of membrane potential; monoatomic ion transmembrane transport; chemical synaptic transmission. NCBI's taxonomy places the organism in Eukaryota, Metazoa, Cnidaria, Anthozoa, Scleractinia, Pocilloporidae.